This is a messenger RNA of Baudoinia panamericana UAMH 10762, 2038 nucleotides long. RefSeq lists its product as uncharacterized. The transcript is spliced from 2 exons. Lineage: Eukaryota; Fungi; Ascomycota; Dothideomycetes; Mycosphaerellales; Teratosphaeriaceae. The record is from RefSeq and is a predicted model, not a curated record. Gene Ontology annotation, cellular component: nuclear periphery; anaphase-promoting complex. The coding region runs from base 30 to 1955 and encodes 641 amino acids. Gene Ontology annotation, biological process: protein K11-linked ubiquitination; anaphase-promoting complex-dependent catabolic process; positive regulation of mitotic metaphase/anaphase transition.
CUUCCACUGCAUCCGCAAGUUACAGGAGAAUGUUGCCAGUGAUCUCGCACACCCACCUCAGCAGCCCGGCGAUCGACCCAUCGGUGCUUGUAGCCUACUGUGAUCCGCACGAUCUCGUUGCCAUUGCCACGGAGAAUGUCGUAGUGGUCUACCGCAUUAAUGGUCAAGUCGCGUUCACCGUUAAACCUAGCAAAGACUUCUUCCGCGUACAAGAUGACGCCAAGCUUGCAGCUACAGCUCUUGCCUGGAAGCAGGAUGGUAAGCUGCUGGCGUGUGGGUGGAAUGAUGGAAGUUAUGGGCUUUACUCGGGCGAAAACGGACGGCUGAUUUCGCAUGGUUGGCUCAGUGGGCGAGGGCAGAGUCCCACUGCGGGAAAUAGACUGGAUGAUCAGACUGACUUAGACGGUGCCGUCGUGACUUGCUUCUCGUGGAUGAGGCAUGAUGGACAGAGUUCUGCGCCCUCGCAGCCCACGGUGUCCGCAGACGAGCUCGACACGGAAGCCUGGUUUGCCCGGGAGGAUGGCUCUGACGCAGACGACAACUCCGGCGCAGCGUUGAUCAACGAACAGCUUCGACCCCACGGCCAUGCUACUAUCGAAAAGCUAGCAAGGUCAAUAGUCACCCUAGAUGUCACCACCGUGUUUCCGAAGCUCAGCGCUCUGCCGAGCCACGGUCUGCGGGUGGGCUCUUCUUCCGUGGACGGUGGCAAGUUCGCGUCUCAAGCACAAACCGAUCUAGCCUUCGAGAGUGUGGUGAAGGCCGGUGCUGCCGAUGACGUUGACGCGCUCCUCAUCUACGCAAGCGAUGGCGGCGUGGAAGUCUUCAUGGACGCCAUCGUUCCUGUAGGGACUCGUAAGAUACACGACAGGCCUAUCUGCGCAGCAGCUCACGCUAAGAGUUUCUCUCAUGCCAUUCUCUCGCGAGACCAUGAUCGCCAUCUACACCUUUGUCACAUGGAUCUACCGUUGCAGACACUUGGCAGCCCGUUACUGUACGUCGUUUCGCAGAACACGAAACGUAUUCAGUCACUGCUCGCUUACGUCUCGCAGACGUGUGACUGCAUGGUGCAUGAUUUCAGGACGGGCCUCCAGUUUCCUGAUCGGCUCAUCGCGAACGCGCAGACCGAACUCGAAGAAAAGCAAGAAGGCGACCUCAUAAUGAACCUCUACCACCUUGCAAUGACGACAGACUUUACACCCACCAUGCUCGAAUGGCUCAUUGACAUUGUCAAGGAGACUAACCACAAGCGGUGGGACCAAGCUGUCAACAGUCUCUAUACCCACAUACAAACGCAUCUCUUCAUGCAUUUCAGGCCCGGACUCGAACGGCUGUCAAUCGCCACAACGACCCUUCGUGGUCAUGCUCGCUUUCACGAAGGCAGCACCAACUUCGAUGUCCCGCCUGGACCGUUUACGAAGUUGCUAGAUGCAAUUGACAGCUUAGGCAUUGUAGCGGAGAAAAUGCUUCUGAUGAUCAUAGACGAGCACAAGCAGUUCAAGGCCUUCAGUAAGUGGCUGCGAGUCAUGAUCGAAAUCGGCGUCGCUGGGCCCGGCACAAAGGGCGCCAUCGAGACUGAGGAGAGGGAGAAUCCUAACAUUGAGUACUCACUCGUGCUGGAGUACAUAGAGAGGACGAUGACUCGAUCACGGCUGGCGCGUCAUCUUCAGGCAGAGCCAACCAACACAGAGGACCGAUCCGCUGAAGAUAUCCUAGCAUUACAGUGCUCUGCUUCCACUGCCGAACCGUAUACCCUAAUCCAGCUUGACCAGAGUCUUAGCGCGCAACCCGCCAUCCAUACAUUCUCCGAGUCCUUCCGGCCGGGACAGUUACAUAUCGGCGGUAGAAAAGGCAAAAGGGUCUGCGUUGUUUUUGGGAACGAUGGCAAGGAGUGGCUUGUCCUUGAUCUAGAUGCAAAGAAAGGCGACGUGGAUAAAGAUGCGGAGAUGGCGGGAUAAUGGUACCAUUGAUGCUUCGAAAUACCAGUGACGGCGCUACGGUGGUAUCUACGUCCAGCAUGACUAUCGUUGGGCUCAUUAAA